Molecule: messenger RNA, 1077 nt
Organism: Lactuca virosa
Lineage: Eukaryota; Viridiplantae; Streptophyta; Magnoliopsida; Asterales; Asteraceae
Source: the annotation of a GenBank genome assembly
AUGUCUGAUCAAAUAGCAAAAGGUCAGGAAUUUGAGAAGAAAGCUGACAAGAAGCUCAAUGGCUGGGGCUUCUUUGGGUCCAAGUUUGAAGAUGCUGGUGAUUUAUACGAAAAAGCUGCCAAUUCUUACAAGCUUGCCAAAUCAUGGGACCAAGCUGGAUCUGUAUAUGUCAAGCUGGCUGAGUGUCAUCUGAAAAUGGAUAGCAAACAUGAAGCUGCUAGUGCUUAUGCUGAUGCAGCUCACUCAUACAAGAAAACAAGCACCAAGGAGUGCAUAGCUAACCUAGAGCAAGCAUUAAACAUUUUCAUGGAAAUUGGAAGACUCAGCAUGGCUGCCAGAUAUUGCAAGGAAAUUGCCGAGUUAUAUGAACAGGAGCAAAAUUUGGAGAAAGCUAUUGCUUACUAUGAUAAAGCAUCUGAUCUUUUCCAAGGUGAAGAAGUAACAACUUCUGCAAACCAAUGCAAGCAGAAAAUCGCACAAUUUUCUGCUCAAUUGGAACAAUAUCAGAAAGCUAUAGAGAUAUAUGAAGAGAUAGCAAAACAGUCUCUGAAUAAUAACUUGCUAAAAUAUGGAGUGAGAGGGCAUUUAUUAAAUGCUGGGAUUUGCCAACUCUGUAAAGAUGAUGUUGUUGCAAUCACAAAUGCUUUGGAUCGUUAUCAGGAACUUGAUCCCACAUUUUCAGGAACACGUGAAUGCAAAUUGCUUGCAGAUUUAGCUGCAGCUGUGGAUGAAGAAGAUGUUGAAAAGUUCACUGAUGCUGUGAAGGAAUUUGACAGCAUGACUAAGCUGGAUGAGUGGAAGACAACACUUUUGUUGAGAGUGAAAUUGUUGUUGAAGGCAAAAGAGGAGGAGGAUGAUGAUGAUCUUACUUGAGAGUUCAGAAUUUGAUUUGUUCUUUUUGUGGUGAUGUUUUUCACUUUUUCUUUCUCAUGGUGGUUUUUAAUUGUGCGUGUUAUUAUUCUCUAUAAAGUGUAUGUAAUUGUAACUCCAUUUGAGGGACUAUAUCUGCAUUGUGGUAUGCUUUUCUAACAAUCAUCUACAACCGAACGUUUAGAUAUAUUUUUGUGAUUUCAUGAG